Messenger RNA from Maniola jurtina (meadow brown), 3044 nucleotides. Its product is annotated as tubulin glycylase 3A-like. Gene Ontology annotation, molecular function: protein-glycine ligase activity, initiating. The transcript is spliced from 10 exons. Lineage: Eukaryota; Metazoa; Arthropoda; Insecta; Lepidoptera; Nymphalidae. Gene Ontology annotation, biological process: cilium assembly; cilium movement; protein polyglycylation. Bases 247 to 2901 code for a protein of 884 amino acids. The record is from RefSeq and is a predicted model, not a curated record. Gene Ontology annotation, cellular component: cilium.
UUGUGUUGUCAACUACGUCAACUACUAAACCAAUCUGAUUUGGAUCUGAUUGUAUCAUGGAUUUUGUAAUGAUGCCAAUAAAUUCAUAGUUUAAUAAAUUCGGUAUAAACCCCAUUAAAUUGUUUAAAUAAUUAAUGAAAAUCGUAGUGCAGAUAACAUUGGCCUAAUUCACAAAUUACCUACCGCUCUACCUGUAGUUACGACCUCAAAGUAAAGUGGCCGUUUGAAAUAUUCCCAAAAUUGUCGAUGGCUGUAACGAUGGAACUGGAGGAGAGCGCUUCAGACUCCAAGCUCCAUAAGGAAAGCCUGGCAAAGAAGGAGCUGAGGCCCUCUAGCGCAGUUUCCUUUUCCAAAUCGGAACAUGGAACAGCCGAUACGACAUCUUCAAUAGAACAGUUAAGACAGUACAGGAGUUGGGUAAGCAACGAAAGGUGGAAUGAACUCAAAAAGAUCGCAGACACGGCCAUGAGGGAACGAAAAGUUUUCAUGAUAAAGGGCGGAGGAUUCCCUGCCAUACGUCGGGCAUUGUUGGAAAGAGGUUGGAUCGAAAAAUAUGAGUCACAUAAGGUCCGACACCCUCCUGCAAUUGUAGAACCAAAAAGAGUUACAGGACAGGAGCUUUCGAAGGUUGAAAGAAUGAUUCUUUUCAAGUUCAUGGAACACCAUGCUGUCGAUUUUCUUUGGACGACUAAAAGGGACAAAUAUGAUUGGCUGCUUAGUAAUAAGGAAGUUCUCAUAAGCAGGUUUAGUAGAUCCAUUUUUACCACAAAAGAAGGCUUGACGACUUCCCUGAUCCAAAUGCAUUGGCACACCGAGCCGGGGGUAGCGUUAACAAAAUUUCCAAGGUGCUACAACAUUUAUAAUUCCGAUAGCCUUGAAGAAUUUAUCGACGACUUUAGAAUAACUGCCUGUAUAAGUGUUCUUAAAUGGUUAUCAAUUACGAUAAAAGAAAAAUCGGAGUUGGACCUCGUGAAUAUUCAUGGAAAAGUGCCGUUUUCAGCUGUCGAAUUCGCCAUAAGUAGAUUAAACGAAUAUAUUGCGUUCUUUACGCAUAAAGAUAUUGAUGACACAGAGGAUCAAUCAGUACAUAUAUGGGAACACGAAUGGGACCAAUUUUUAACGCAUCAUUAUCUCUUGGUACAUGAAAAUGCCAAAUUUCUGGAAGACAAAUGCACCAACUUAGGAAAUUUGGAACGUAAAGCCGCUAAAGCUUUAACGACAAUGACAAAGUUUUGGCCACAGAUUGACAUUGAUGGUGUUUUCAAUAUUUGGAUCGUGAAACCCGGAAACAAGUGCCGAGGGAGAGGCAUACAACUUAUGAAUAAUAUAAAGGACAUCAUAGGUCUCAUUAACGUCCCGGCACAAAAAACUAGAUAUGUUGUACAAAAAUAUAUUGAAAACCCGCUAGUUAUUUACGACACCAAGUUUGAUAUACGACAGUGGUUUCUAAUUACCAAUUCCCAACCACUUACUAUAUGGGUGUACAAAGACAGCUAUUUGCGCUUCAGCUCUCAAAUAUUCAGCUUAUCUAACUACCACGAAUCUGUGCACCUGACGAAUAACGCGGUGCAGACCAAAUACAAGAAUACCGGCGAUCGGGACAAAGCACUGCCAGACGAAAAUAUGUGGGACUGCCACACAUUCAAAGCAUACCUUAGACAGAUAGGAAAGUAUGAAUUGUGGGAUACUAAAAUAUACCCUGGAAUCAAGCAGUGCUUAGUUGGAGCUAUGUUAGCGUGUCAAGAGACUAUGGAUAAAAGACAAAAUAGUUUCGAAUUGUACGGAGCGGACUUCAUGCUGACGGAUGAUUUUACACCCUGGCUCAUCGAAAUCAACUCCAGUCCUGACUUGGCACCAACCACGUCUGUCACAGCGAGGCUAUGUCCACAAUGCUUAGAAGACGUAAUAAAAGUUGUUCUGGACAGACGAUUAAAUCCUGAAGCUGACACUGGAUUUUUUGAACUGGCCUACAGACAAGUUAUACCAAAAGCCCCCGCAUACCUUGGGUUAUCAUUAUGUAUCAACGGGAAGCGACUCAUCAAAAAGCCUACUAAGGAACGAAAACAUGAGUCACGAAGCUUUACUCCAUUAGGACCUCCCGUCCCAUCCGGCGAUGAUAUUAUUGAUCCUGACCAUCCAGUUCCUGCAGAGUAUAGUGGACCGAUCAUCACAGAUUUUCUGACUUGGUUAAACCCAUACGAUUCUUUGCCGAUGAACAAAGACAAUCUAGUCGUAGGUCCCAAGGAAUCGCUUACGGUACGCCAAGCUGUUGCAGUGGUAAAAUCGGGUCAGUCUCUAAAAAGUGGUAACAAAAAGCGUAAAACAUCCGCGCUUUCUUUUAGGACACUUCGAGGAAGGCGCGAAAAAAACGCAGAAUCUAAGCGUCAAAUCGUGCCCCACUCCUGUUGUCGUCCAGAAGACAACCAAGCCCACAAUCAUGUGACCAAAUACCGAACAGAAUCGGCAAGUAUGGCGGAAAAAAUCAGACCGAAGAUUGAUAGGUCAGUAGGUAAUAAGCGAUGCUACAUUGAUCCCGUGCAGUGGGAACGAGAAACUGCCAGUAUCCUCCGGUCUACGAUUUCUGUUCAGAAUAAAAUGUCAGUCAGAAACGAGCCAAUAGGUCCAAACGUACGGCAAACUAAAUCUGGUAUUGUCACAUCCAGUCAUAAAUCGUUGUUGGAACCGUUAAGCUCUCGUAGUUUUGUUGACAGUACAAAUACUAUUAAAAAAUUGAGUGCUGUUGGCAAAAGUAUAUGUAAGCUACACGAUGAAAAUAGAACUAAGAAAUCUAUCAGUUUCUCGAACAGUUGUACAUCAAUUUAUACGCCGUACCGUGUUUCCAUUACACCUCUAAAUGAUGAUUCUUCAAAUUUAUAUUUGAAAGGCAAAACUAAAAACUAACUAUAGUUCUACUAUGAUGAGACUAAAAUAACCACUGUUCUAGUUUAAAGUGUUCAAAACUAUUUUUGUUAAGGAAAUUAAGACUUAUAUUAAUAAGUUUACCUACUUAUUUAUAAAUUGUUAAUUAAUAUAUUUAAUCUAAA